Molecule: messenger RNA, 2168 nt
Organism: Brassica rapa (field mustard)
Lineage: Eukaryota; Viridiplantae; Streptophyta; Magnoliopsida; Brassicales; Brassicaceae
Source: RefSeq, a predicted model, not a curated record
CCCUGAUUGGUGCAGCUUUAAAAUCCACCAAGUCAUCAGAUUGUAAUUUACCGCUUGCAUAAGACAUGUUUUUGACCCUUCCACGUGAAACCAACCAUAAAUGUCACCAAACCCACAGUUUGACUUUACUCUAUCUCUCCCAAAGUCAACAUAAACGUGUCAUGCAUGCGACGAAUGUGCAUCAAGUUUUAUAUAAAUGAUUUCUUUGCCGUGUGAUCUAGGGAAAAAAAACUGAUUUAUAUGAAAAAGAAUCUACGUAACUAUGGGGUCGUUCAGUAGGCAAAGGAUUCGAUUCUGUUAUGCAGUAAAGUUAUCUCUUAGUUUUAAUCAUCAAAAUAGGCAAUCUAAGGUUCUGAUUCAAGACAAACUGAUAACUAUAAAUUCUACUAACCAUAAAGACAUUAAUUAAUUCAUUUUAUCUCCUGUUCUUCUUCUUUUCAAUAUACAAAAAAUCUUAUAUAUGUGUAAGAAGAAGACAGAAAAUAGAAACUGCAAUCUUUUCCUUCAAAGGUGCCAGAAAAAAAAGACUCAAGUCCAACAUAGCAAUCCUGGAAGAAAUGUAUUCAAAACGAUGUCCCUGUCACGAUACUCCUUUAAAAUCUACAAAAAUCUCAUCAAAAUGCGAUGUAUGUUACGAAGAAGAUGUCCAUGACAACAAGCAAGGUUACAAGUGUGAUCGCUGCGAUUUUUAUGUCCACGAGGAAUGCAUAGACCCCAACAUUCCUUCUCGUCAUAAACACCCUCUCAAGCUCACAAGCACUCACAAAAGAUAUGAAACAUGUUGUCUAUGUGAAAAAGAUAGGCUGAUACUGUUGUAUCAGUGUUUACCUUGUGCUUUCCGUAUAUGUAUCCAAUGUGUAAGAAGACCUCUGAUCCUGAAGCCAAAUAAGACCCACAAGCAUGAACUCCACCAAGUACCGAUAAAACUCUCCUUCACAUGUGAUGCAUGUGGGUUGUGCAGUUCAGAGUACCCGUAUAUUUGUCUUCAAUGUUGUUUCAUAAUCCAUAGAAAAUGCAUCUUCUUACCACGUGUUAUAUAUAUCAACCGCCACGACCACCGCAUCGCUCAUGUUUUCUCUCUUGGCCCGGGGAAUUGGAUUUGUGGGGUAUGCCGUGCGCCUGUCAAUGGAAUAUAUGGAGCAUAUUCUUGCUUAAUUUGCUCUUAUGCUGUUCAUUCAAAGUGUGCCACAGCUGGUGAACUUUGGGAUGGGAGAGAGCUCGAAGGGACACCUGAAAAAGAAGAAGAAGAAAGUAAGCCAUUCCAAGUGAUAGAUCAAAACCUAAUUAAACAUUUUAGCCAUGAACACAAUCUUAAGGUUUCACUAGGACUUGAAGAAGAAGAUAAACAUUGCUAUGCAUGCACGCUUCCUUUUAAUUCUGAAAGGUGUUACAGAUGUACACAAUGUGAUUUCAUACUUCACGAUGCAUGCGCUAAUCUUCCUCUGCAAAAAAGGCACCCCGUCAGCAACAAAAAACUUACUUUGUAUGCUCAGCAUGAUAACUAUUUUGUUUGUGAAGCUUGUCUACGUCAUUGCAACGAUUUCUCAUAUUACGGAGACAACUUGAAUAUUGAUGUGCAGUGUGCUUCAAUUACUGAUGCAUUUUAUCAUGAAAGCCAUCCACAUUGGUUGUAUUUGUUACAAUUUAACUAUGAGACGACACACAAGAGGUGUUCAGUUUGUAACUCAGUCCAUUUUAUGCUUCUGGGUUGCAUUAAUCAUGAUGUUUGCGGAGGCUUCAGUUUAUGCUUCACAUGCGCUACUCUACCCACACAGGUAAGACACAAAUACGAUGACCAUCCUCUCUCUUUAUGCUAUGGUGAAGGAAAUGUGAAUUCAACAUAUUGUUGCGGGGUAUGUGAAGAGGAAGUAUACCCCAAGAGAGGGGUUUACUGGUGUGGUGAUUGUAACUCCACUCUUCAUACUAAAUGCGUAUUUAAAAAUCUAUUACACCCAAGACCUGGAUACACUUUAGUGAUACGUGACAAAGGAACAUUUGAAUUGCUUCCCAAUGAUAGCAUGUCUCGGCCAACUUGCUAUGUAUGUAAAAGCCGUUGUAUGGGUGAUUUGGUUCUGAAAAGUAAGGCAGAUUCAAGUGUAUUCAUGUGCUCUUCUUGUGGCUUUUAUGAUUAUUAAUCGCAUCAUUUGAAAAUAACUUCUAUUUAUAAA